GGUCUUUUCCUGGAAAAAUAAAAAUAGUUUUUUUUAGUCUGCAUCUUGGCGAGAUAGUGUAUCAUUAGAGAGGCUUUGGUCAUGUCUGAGAGGCUGUGACGAUAUUCGUAUCGAUAACCUUAACACUGCGUUUUUAAAAAUAUUUUUUUUGGCUAAUACUACAUUUCAAAGUGCGUCACAUUUAUUACGUGUUUUUUUUAAAUCUCUGUGAGUGACAUCAUGUGUUUGUCUUGGCUGCUGCUAUAUAAGACCUUGCUGGACCAAAGCGUUUUCUUUAUCCCUUCGCAGAAAUGUUCACAACCAAGGCGAUUUUGGUGGCAGUGGCCCUGUCAACCCUGGUGUGCACCACACGAGUGAUGGCCGAUAACAUUGCCUGGAAAAAACUGGACACAAGCCUCGUAGAAAAUCAAAAAAUAAUUGAGGAAGUACACAACAUGCUGCGUCGUUCUGUCACCCCGAGGGCUGAUAACAUGCUAAAAAUGGAAUACAACACAGACGUGGCUGUAAACAGCCACAAGUGGGCUGAGAAGUGCUUAUUUCAACACAGCACAGAUGCUGACCGCAUCUGGUUGAAUGAUAAUAUUAAGUGGAACUGCGGUGAGAACAUUUUCCUGUCGGGGAAUCCUCGCCCAUGGGACUCUGUGGUGUUUAGCUGGUACAGCGAAGUCAUUUCUCCAGGGUUUGAGUACGGGAAAGGUGCCAAGCAGCCAGGGGCCGUGGGACACUUCACUCAGCUGGUGUGGUAUAAGUCUCAUCAGGUUGGGUGUGCGAUCAACUACUGCCCAAAUAUCCCUGGGGAUCUCAAGUACCUCUAUGUCUGCCAAUAUUGCCCAGCUGGAAACGAUAACUCCAGGUUGAACUAUCCAUAUGACUUAGGGAAGCCAUGUGAAGCUUGUCCUGACAGUUGUGUAAACAACUUGUGCACAAAUCCAUGCCUCUACAAAGACAGAUUCAGCAAUUGUGAAGCAAUGGCCGGACGUUAUGGAUGUAAGAAUGAUGCCUAUGGAAAGGUGAUACAGCUAAUGUGUCCUGCACAGUGUCUUUGCCUGAAACAAGUCAUAUAACCUCAAACCAACCUCGAUACCAUACACCAGCAGCAACAACCACACAGAUACUCUGAGUAUAAAUAAUAGAGUGAGAAACAGAAAAAAACAAGGGGAAAGUUUUCUGUAAUUUUCUCGAACAAAAAAGUUACCGGUUUUUUUGCUUCGACUUCUACUUUGCAAAUUGAUUUUAUGUAGCAACAAUACCAUAUGUACUUGCAGUUCAUGUAGUGAGCUAAAGAUUAACAAUACUAUUUUAGCAAAAUGGUGUAGAGGAAUUUAUAGAAAUGAAAAUUUGUUGAUAUGCCUGAUUGCAAGAUAUUUGUGGAAGUAGUUGACACGAAGAAAAGCUGAACAAUAUAAAAGCAAUUAACAAAAAA
Messenger RNA from Petromyzon marinus (sea lamprey), 1423 nucleotides. RefSeq names its product cysteine-rich venom protein latisemin-like. Lineage: Eukaryota; Metazoa; Chordata; Hyperoartia; Petromyzontiformes; Petromyzontidae. Gene Ontology annotation, cellular component: extracellular region. The record is from RefSeq and is a predicted model, not a curated record.